This is a messenger RNA of Adelges cooleyi (spruce gall adelgid), 2108 nucleotides long. RefSeq names its product homeotic protein distal-less-like. Gene Ontology annotation, molecular function: RNA polymerase II cis-regulatory region sequence-specific DNA binding; DNA-binding transcription factor activity, RNA polymerase II-specific. Bases 663 to 1805 code for a protein of 380 amino acids. The record is from RefSeq and is a predicted model, not a curated record. Gene Ontology annotation, biological process: regulation of transcription by RNA polymerase II. NCBI's taxonomy places the organism in Eukaryota, Metazoa, Arthropoda, Insecta, Hemiptera, Adelgidae. The transcript has 5 exons.
GUUCAUUGCGAGGUCGACCGUCAUCCGCACCGCGUCGUCCGUGCGCACGUUACUCGCGUUUCUUUCGUCCCGCUAAACGUUUUCGACGAAAAUAUUUAAUUAUUAUUAAAUGAUAAUAAUAUUACGGCUAUUUUUUUUGGAAAACCGCAAACCAUUAAAUUAGUUCAUCGCAAGUGCUACAUAAAUUUAUAAUAAUAAUAAUUCAUAUUAUUAUUAUAAUCGCCGGUUAUUGUUAUUAUUUUUAAAAUUCAAACUGUCGUCCGCGCGAAGUGCUCGCCCACCGUCUCAACGGCGCGUCGUCCGUGGCGCUCGCGCGUCCGAGCUUUUUUUUUGUUGUUUUGGUGUUAUACUCGAGCGCUCAACACUAACGCGUUCGAUAAACAUGAAGUGAUCUCUCCUCUCUUUCUCGCUCUUUGUUUGUGUUCUAGACCAACAAUCGUUUAACUCCAUUUUUCGUGUCUUAACCGGCAAUUUCGUUUUGUGUGUUAGUGUUUUUUCCCCACAUUUUUACCAUCAAUAUCGGUUUUUUUUAAUCAACCCGAGUCUAACGCACAACGGCCAUCACGCUGAAUUACGGAGAGAUCGGAAGCCCGUUCGGAGGGGGCGCGCAACAACAACAACAGCAGAGAUCAACCGGGACGCCGAACAACAACAACAACGGUAUGGCACCUGGCGACACGCUGGACUCGUCCAACCUGGGCGGCGGCUCGGGCGGCAACAAUCCGGCCGGUGGACAACAAGACACCGGUGGCGGCGGCGGCGGCAAUUCGGCCGGCAACGUGACGCCCAUACCGACGUCCAAGUCGGCGUUCAUCGAGCUCCAGCAGAAUCCGUACAACGCCGUCCGCGGCGUCUACCACCCGCACCCACACGCCCAUCCGUCGCACCCUUUCAACCAACACCACAGCCCCCAGCACCACGGCGGCAACGCGGGCUCGCUGCCCCAUCAUCACUCGGACGCGGCCGGCGGGUUCGGCAGCCCUCGGGGCGCCAUGACCGGUUACCCGUUCCCGACAAUGCAUCAAAACUCCUACUCGAGCUAUCACAUCGGAUCGUACACGCCCCAGUGUCCGUCGCCCACCAAAGACGAAAAAUGCGGUAUCGUUGAAGACGGAAGUCUCAGGGUGAACGGCAAAGGAAAGAAAAUGCGAAAGCCCAGGACUAUUUACUCGAGUUUACAACUGCAACAGCUCAACAGGCGUUUCCAGAGAACCCAAUACCUAGCUCUACCCGAAAGAGCUGAAUUGGCCGCGUCCCUAGGCCUUACACAAACUCAAGUAAAAAUAUGGUUUCAAAACCGGAGGAGUAAGUACAAAAAAAUGAUGAAAGCUGCGCAACAACAAGUGUCGACGCCGUCCAAUAAUAGCAGCAACAACAGCGGCCCUGGCCACAUGUUGGGAGGCCCCGGCGGGGCCAACACGCCUAGUAUACCAAAUAGUCCUCCGCCAUCUGGCGGCCUUCUAGGCGGUAACGGUUCGUCGUCCGGCAGUCAGCCCAGCCCGACCGGAGGAUACAUCGGUGGACACGUGGGUUCAGGCCUGGGGCAGCACGUGGGAGCCAGUCCAACACCCAGCUCGACGCCCGUCAGCUGUGACAUGUCCCCCGUGCCGCCGGUACACCAUUCGUCCGGCGUGUCCGGUUCUCCGCCCGUCGUAGCGUGGGACAUGAAGCCCCCCAACCUGGCGCUGGCCACCAACCCCCAUCAUCAUUCCCAUCACCCAACCGCCGGGUACAUGCCGCAGUACAGCUGGUACCAAACGGACGGCCCCAACCAGGGAUUGCUAUCAGUAUGGCCAGCGGUUUGAAACAAAUGAAAAAAAAACGUAGACCGUCGAUAAUCGUAGAUUUUUUUUUAUUGUUGUACCUAUAUAAUUGAACUCAAACUAUUUUAAAUAGUUAUAUAUUAUUAUUGAUAUAUAUAUAUAUAUAUAUAUAUGAUAUAGAUAUAUACAUGUAAAAAUAAGUAAAACAUUGUAUUAUGUGUUUAGUUGUAUCACUCCUCUCCCUCUCUUUUUUUCUGGUUAAGAGGAAAAACGCACUUGUCAGACAUCCAAAUAAUAAUAUUAUUAUUAUAAUUUAAAAUGCGAUUUAUUUUUAUUUACUGUUUU